Messenger RNA from Seminavis robusta, 960 nucleotides. The record is from the annotation of a GenBank genome assembly. NCBI's taxonomy places the organism in Eukaryota, Bacillariophyta, Bacillariophyceae, Naviculales, Naviculaceae.
AUGACAUCGUUGGCUUCUUCGCCUUUAGACGAUACUACUAGCAAUGCCGACAAGAUUGUGAUGGAAAACCAACAGACUCCUGAAGUAAUAGAACAAUCCUCAAAAGAAGAAGCAUCUCUGGAAGCUACCACCACAGAAUCAUCAUCAUCACCGCCACCACCGCAACAACAACAACAACAACCACCGAGAAACACCCCUACGGCCCAACAAAUGAUGGCCGCCAUGGGCACCAAUCCACGACGCAUUCUGUUGGGAACCGCAUCGGCGACAGGCAUUGCCUUGCUGGGGAACUUUUUGGGCGUCACCAGUCAAUUGCUCACACUCGUACCCGAAGACACGUUGGAACCCACCGGGAUUGAUACCUAUUUUCCAAGAGGAGACUACAAACGAGUCAGCGGCGAAGGCUACACAUUUGUGAUUCCCAAAGAAUGGGUUGGUGAUACAUUUGUGGAAUUGGCCAAGGCACAGCGUGCCGCUCGACCACUGGAUUACAAAAUGAGUCAGGGAGGCAGAGGUGUGACGCUCCCAGAUAAAGCCUUUGGUCCACCGGGUCGAUUGAAUCCACAAACGGGAGUUUCGGAACAAGGAGACACCAAUGUAUCCGUCAUUGCAGCAGACGGCCUAAACGGUUUUUCCUUGCGAGGAACAUUGGGGUCUCCCACGGAAGCGGCCGAAAAACUGAUUCGAUUGUCGCUGGCACCGGAAGGGAGUGGCCGAACCGUCGUGCUCACGUCGGCCGUGGAGGAUGUCGAACGACAAGUGUACCAAUUCGAGUAUACCGUGGAUCGAGGCAACACUGCCAAUAAGCCAUUACUGCGAGCCAUUUCCGUGAUUGCGGCUCCGGCGGGAACAUCGUUGAUUACGUGUACCGUCACGGCACCCAAUGCUGUGUGGGAUACGGAUCCCAUUUUGGCGGCCAAGCUGGAGCGAAUUGCUUCUAGUUUUCAUACGACAAUCUAA